AUGGAGGAGGCUAGAGCAAAAAGGGGAGCUGAUCUAGUCAAGACUGUGGGUGACACUCUGCUGUCAACCCCGCGUAUACGAGUGCAGCUACCAGAGGAAAAGGCGGAAUAUUUCGAACGUGUCCAGAGAAGUGAUGCCUUUCCUAUGGAUCCGGAGGGGCGCCAUGAAAAAGAAUCCGAGAAGUUAACCUUGAAGCUCCACUCACCCCAAAAUUCUGUCUAUAACGUGGUCAUUCACACCGAAGAACAUACAGACGCUGGAGUUGGCAACAGAUAUGUCUUCAAAUUGUAUGGGGGAGAUCGGGAAGUACAAGACGCUUUCAACGAGUAUGAACGAUACAUCUGGCUUCGCAAACAAAAAUUCCAAGGUUGCGUCAAAAUAUUCGGCUUAUUUCAUUGUGUAAUAGCGGGGUCGGACAUUCAUGGACUCCUGAUGUCAAAUGAAGGGAGGUUGCUUGCAGCCGGAAAGCUCUCUAACAAGAGACGGAAAUCAAUUGGUCCGAAAUAUCAAGCAACUGUUAAAGAGUUAUCACGUCGGACUAAUAUCACCCAUGGAGGGUUGUUCUUGGAACAUUUUAUCUUUAAUUCCAAAUCCGAAAUUCUCUCUCUUGUCAGCUGGGGAUUCGCUAGGGCGCCCUCCGGUGAUGCCGAGGAGAACGUUGAAGAGAUGGACCUCAAAGAGGACGUGGACCAGGCGGUAGAACUGGGGGAAAAAGAAGCGAGAGGAGAGACGAAGCUGGGAGGCGGAAAACAGGGUUUCGGUCGACGCCCUCGCGCAGAAAUUUAUCGUCUCAAAGAAGUAGAUACGUAG
This is a messenger RNA of Laccaria bicolor S238N-H82, 810 nucleotides long. RefSeq lists its product as uncharacterized. The transcript is spliced from 3 exons. Bases 1 to 810 code for a protein of 269 amino acids. The record is from RefSeq and is a predicted model, not a curated record. NCBI's taxonomy places the organism in Eukaryota, Fungi, Basidiomycota, Agaricomycetes, Agaricales, Hydnangiaceae.